Molecule: messenger RNA, 1636 nt
Organism: Cercocebus atys (sooty mangabey)
Lineage: Eukaryota; Metazoa; Chordata; Mammalia; Primates; Cercopithecidae
Gene: ZNF830
Product: zinc finger protein 830
Exons: 1
Coding region: 36-1154 (372 amino acids)
Biological process (GO): mitotic DNA damage checkpoint signaling; nuclear DNA replication; mitotic DNA replication checkpoint signaling
Cellular component (GO): nucleus; spliceosomal complex
Molecular function (GO): zinc ion binding; nucleic acid binding
Source: RefSeq, a predicted model, not a curated record
CGGAAACCAGAAUCGCUUUGGGUCUGGUCGCCAAGAUGGCGUCCUCCGCCUCCGCUAGGACUCCGGCCGGGAAGCGAGUGGUAAAUCAGGAAGAAUUGCGGCGGUUAAUGAAGGAGAAGCAGCGUCUGAGCACCAAUCGGAAACGGAUAGAAUCUCCAUUCGCGAAGUACAACCGUUUGGGGCAGCUGAGUUGUGCCCUGUGUAACACCCCGGUUAAGAGCGAGCUCCUGUGGCAGACUCACGUCCUGGGAAAGCAGCACCGAGAGAAAGUGGCCGAGCUGAAAGGCGCGAAGGAAGCCAGCCAGGGUUCGUCCGCCAGCUCAGCGCCUCAGACCGUCAAGAGGAAAGCGCCGGACGCAGACGGCCAAGACGCCAAGAGAGCGAAGGCCACCUUGGUGCCUCAGGUACAGCCCUCCACAUCUGCGUUGCCUACCAACUUUGACAAAAUAGGAAAGGAGUUCAUUAGAACGACUUCCAGUAAGCCUUCAGGACUCAGUUUACUCCCCGAGUAUGAAGAUGAGGAGGAGGAGGAAGAGGAGGAGGAAGGAGAUGGAGAAAGAAAAAGGGGGGACGCCAGCAAGCCGCUGUCCGACGCACAGGGCAAGGAACACGCAGUUUCUUCUUCGCGGGAGGUAACAAGUAGUGUGCUGCCAGACGAUUUCUUUAGUACUAAUCCUCCCAAGGCCCCCAUAAUUCCUCAUUCAGGGUCAAUUGAGAAAGCAGAAAUACAUGAAAAAGUGGUGGAAAGGAGAGAAAACACCGCGGAAGCGUUACCGGAAGGUUUUUUUGACGACCCUGAGGUAGAUGCAAGGGUGCGAAAGGUUGAUGCCCCAAAAGAUCAGAUGGACAAAGAGUGGGACGAAUUCCAAAAAGCCAUGAGGCAGGUCAACACUAUUUCCGAAGCCAUAGUUGCCGAAGAGGAUGAGGAGGGACGGUUGGACCGCCAGAUUGGGGAGAUCGAUGAGCAGAUAGAGUGUUAUCGACGGGUGGAAAAGCUACGGAAUCGCCAGGAUGAAAUAAAAAAUAAACUUAAAGAAAUCCUGACCAUAAAAGAACUGCAGAAAAAGGAAGAAGAGAAUGCUGACAGCGAUGAUGAGGGGGAACUACAGGAUUUGUUGUCUCAGGAUUGGAGAGUGAAAGGGGCAUUGUUAUAAGGUUUUAAAGACCCAAGGUUUCUAACAGCCUCUGCUAUUGUAUAAAAGUGCUGUCUCUCAGUAGUAUAUCGGUUACUUCAUGCCUAGAGAUUUGGGUACCUGGAUUGCUAAACUGGAUUGUUAAGAUAAAAUGAGCCAGUGAGCUACAGCACUUUGGAAAAUUUGUGUAAAAUGUUUUUGAGGUAAAGUUGUUUUUGAAAUUUCUGAAGUGUUAUAUACCAAAAUGCCAACUGUUCCACAACAGACUUAACUGUAUACUUUCGUUGUAAAUAUUGUACAUAGUUAAAUCUAUAUUAAGUAAUUCUGUUUUGAAUUUUUUUAAUUAAUAGAAAGACCAACCGGCAAACUUUUAGAUGAAUGCUCACUGUAGUAUUUGUAAUGUAUUUAUCUUCUGAACCCUACAUCAAGUUGAAAAGGUUUGUUUUCUUGUUUCUUUGGUUUUUUUAGAACACUUCAUGAACACAUAAGUCAUUAUAGGUUAA